Molecule: messenger RNA, 1521 nt
Organism: Paramecium tetraurelia
Lineage: Eukaryota; Ciliophora; Oligohymenophorea; Peniculida; Parameciidae
Exons: 3
Biological process (GO): protein autophosphorylation; peptidyl-serine phosphorylation; autophagosome organization
Cellular component (GO): autophagosome; cytoplasm
Molecular function (GO): protein serine/threonine kinase activity; ATP binding
Source: RefSeq, a predicted model, not a curated record
AUGUCAGAUACAUUAGAAAUAAGAGACAACUACAUCAUAAAAUAUAGUGAAAGCAACAAAAUAGGAAUGGGGGCAUUUGGAGAAGUAUAUAAAUGCCGAAGAAAAGAUGGUUCUGAUGAUGAUGAUUCAUUAUGCGUAAAAUUAGUCUAAAAAGAUAAAGCCAUAAUGAAAUAACAACAAUAAGGAUUGACGAUAUAGAAGUUAUUAAUAAAUCUUAAACCAGAAAGGCUUGUACGUAUCGAGAAUUAUUUAAAUUUGCCUCAUCAAUUCGAAAUAAUUAUGGAAAGAUGUGAUAUGGACUUAGAAAAAGAGUUUCAAAGUUUACUGAGAUAAAAGUAAUGGUAUAAUCUUGACCAAUGCUUAAAUAUUGUUCAUUAGAUUGCAGAAGGAUGUCGUAUAUUAUAUGAGCAUAAUAUUGUUCAUAGAGACAUUAAACCUUCUAAUAUCCUGGUGAAAGUGGAAAAUAAGAAGUAAAUUAAUGAAAGGAAGGUGUAUAAAAUUACCGACUUUGAUUUUAGCAAAAUCUUGGAAGCCUUUCACUAACCUAAUGCUUUAAUCACAAACGUUGGAACCGCAACUCAUUCCUCUCCUUAAAUAACUUUCAAUAACUCAGGGAAAGGUUAUUCAGGAAAAUGCGACAUUUAUUCAUACGGAACAUUAUUCUAUUAAGUAUUUUUUGAAGGAAAAUUACCAAAUACUUAAAUAAAAUAAUAGCGACAAUAAUCUUGUAAAGACAAUGAGCUAGAAAACAUCAGAUUAUUCUAAAAGGCUAUAUAAACAUAAAAGUUCAAAUGCAAUCCUCCAAAAUACGAUCGCGCUUAGGAAAUAGCUGAUCUAUUGGACAAGAUGAUUGUUUAUGAGGAAGAGGAAAGAAUUUCAUUUGAUCAAUUUUUUCUACAUCCCAUAGUAAAUCUAGAAGAAUAUGAAAUUUUCAAAAUACAAACAGUUCAAUUUAGAAAAUAAUAGUUUUAUAAUUCAAUUUGGAAAAAGUAUUAGAAUUAGAACGACAUUAAUACAAUAACUUUCAUACUAUGCUUAUAAUAAUUAGGAUAUUAGGAGCUUCUUUACUGCAUGGGAUUUAUCCAUAGUAUUAUUACAGAUAUUCACCCAUCCUAUAAAUUAAAAAAAGAUAUCACUACCAUCUAGAGAAUUUUAUCAUAAUGUGCUAAAGAUAUCAAUUUUUAUCCUAUGUACUAGAAAUAAACGAUGGAAAUAAGAAAAGAAUAUUUUUAAAUGAAGGAAAUAUUGAACUAAUAAGAAUUAACAUUCCUGCAAUUGAAAUAAAAGAUAUCUCCAGAUGAUUAAUAAAUUCAACCUCAGAUGGUGUUGCCGCUGCAAGAAGGAAAAAGAAUUGAACCUCAGUUAAUAUUUGAUACAUUGAGGUCUCUAUUGGAUCAAAAUUUAUAUGAGGACUUAAAAUCCGAAAUUAGGAAGGUAUUAUAAUUUUAAGAAAAAUACCCAUAUGAAAAAUAUAGAGAAGUAAAUCCAGAUGAGAUUUUCAAAAUGGACAUAUCAGUUUGA